Racocetra persica is the source of this 160-nucleotide messenger RNA. NCBI's taxonomy places the organism in Eukaryota, Fungi, Glomeromycota, Glomeromycetes, Diversisporales, Gigasporaceae. The record is from the annotation of a GenBank genome assembly.
AUGCCUCUUUUUAAGCGAAAAUCGUCUCGAAAGUUAAUCGACGAGAAAAUAUCACUCGUUGAUUAUACAGAUAUUAAUUUUGGUGUAGAAAAAAAAUCUCUGACUUGUAAUUUUAGCGAACUUCCUCAUUGGUUGCAAGACAACGUUGAUAUUCUUACUG